GCUGCGGGGAAGCCGGGCAUUUCCAGGAUCAAUGCCCGGUGAUGGAGGUAGAGACAUUGGUCCAGGUCCCCGAUGCACAACAGGCCACCCCUGUCGAGCAGGUUGUUAUGAAUGCUGUAUGCGCUGUCUGGGAGGGGUGCCAUACGUCUCUCUGGUGGCCACUCUACUUUGUUUCUCUGGCAUCGCUCUGUUCUGUGGCUGUGGACAUCAGGCCCUUACAGAGAGCGAGAGACUCAUCGAAACCUACUUCACCCGAGACCAUCAGGACUACAUCACCCUAGCGUACCUUAUUGAGUAUUUCCAGUACAUCAUCUAUGGACUGGCCUCCUUCUUCUUUCUGUACUGUAUAGUCCUGCUGGCUGAAGGUUUUUACACCACCAGUGCAGUGCGGCAAACGUUUGGAGAAUUUCGUAGUACCGUUUGUGGCCGCUGUCUCAGCACAACGUUCAUUGUGAUUACAUACUUCCUGGUUGUGGUCUGGUUAUUGGUGUUCUCCCUGUCUGCACUUCCUGUCUACUUUUUCUACAACAUGGCAAACACCUGUCAGACCAUUAACUUCCUGUCUGAGACGGCCUCCAGCAUCAACCAGCUGUGCAUCGAUGCCAGACAGUACGGUUUACUUCCAUGGAAUGCAGUGCCAGGGAAGGCUUGUGGAAUGGCCCUGUCUAAUGUAUGCAAAACAAGAGAGUUUUUCCUGACCUAUGAUCUCUACAUUGCUGCCUUCGCUGGAGCGGGGAUGACAGUCUUGGCUCUGCUCACAUAUACUGUGUCCACCACCUAUAACUUUGCUGUUCUACGGUAUCUGGGGAGGAAAGGCAUCAGUCCACGAUGUUAGCAUCUGCUCUGUCCUGCUGUCCACCACACGUCCAUCUACUGCCAAUAACAGCACCAUAUUGGAGCACUUUAGAGUUCCUUAUCUACACCUUUUCCACACAACAACACCUUUUCUUGACUCUCUUUUAGAUUUCUUUUGUUUCAAAGAUUUACAUUUUUGAAUCUUAGCUCCAAAAUAACAAUUGUUUUUGCCUAUUUUUUUUUUUUUUUUUACUCCUGCGGCAUCAUACCCAUUUUUAGAGAAAUAUGCUGCCUUCCAGUCAACCCUGGGAAGUUCGUGUUUGACAUUCGAUUUAAGUUUAAACUUCAUAUAAAGUUUCACAUUUGGUAGUCAUGAUUGAAUUAAAGUGUGUUUAAGUGAUUUUGAUCAAGAACAAAUGAAUUUGUUGGUUUUCAUAUUUAUUUCAGUCUUUUUCACUUGUCAACAAACGUUCAGCUCUAAUGCUGAAAAAUGAAGCGCAAAAGAAGCAUGUAUUGUGUGUACUUAAUGACUGAUCUGUGCAAAUGUUCUGUAAUAGCAUGAGAAUGUUUAUCGUUCUCAUGCUGUUACAGAAAAUAAUGGAAAAUGCAGUAAUGUUAGCUUGUUAAACCAGUAGUAUUGUUGGUAAUAUUGGGUAAUAAUAGGUAGUUUUCUGGCAAGCUUUAUCACUUUUUUUCAUCAACAGAACACAAUGCAUACAAACUAAAAUGUACAGUCAGCAUUCAAAAAUCCUGAGUUUCCCAUAUGUAAUUAUGUUGGUUUGACAAAGCCAACAUACUGUUAUUCUGCAGACUUGAUUUAGGGUUCUUCCAAAAUCCCUAAACCAAGACUGAAAUUAUCGAUUGUAACUCCUCCAAGAGCUUUCUACAUCCACCAAACUCACAACAGACCUUCAGACUGUUCUGACGUGGAUUGUUAUGUCUUUUCUAACUUAUUGAACGUACAGUUUUCCAUUAACGGACAACCAAAUAAUCCUAAAAACUCCCAUAGACUUCCACUGAUGGAAUGUUCAAACGGCCCAAGACUCUAGGUGCGUCCCAAACCAUACACUUCUGCACUAUUCUACAUCAUUUGAUAG
Myxocyprinus asiaticus (Chinese sucker) is the source of this 1892-nucleotide messenger RNA. RefSeq names its product myelin proteolipid protein-like. Gene Ontology annotation, biological process: axon development; central nervous system myelination. The record is from RefSeq and is a predicted model, not a curated record. Gene Ontology annotation, cellular component: plasma membrane; myelin sheath. Bases 32 to 835 code for a protein of 267 amino acids. Gene Ontology annotation, molecular function: structural constituent of myelin sheath. NCBI's taxonomy places the organism in Eukaryota, Metazoa, Chordata, Actinopteri, Cypriniformes, Catostomidae. The transcript is spliced from 7 exons.